Purpureocillium takamizusanense is the source of this 750-nucleotide messenger RNA. RefSeq lists its product as uncharacterized. The transcript has 2 exons. The record is from RefSeq and is a predicted model, not a curated record. Gene Ontology annotation, molecular function: acyltransferase activity, transferring groups other than amino-acyl groups. The coding region runs from base 1 to 750 and encodes 249 amino acids. NCBI's taxonomy places the organism in Eukaryota, Fungi, Ascomycota, Sordariomycetes, Hypocreales, Ophiocordycipitaceae.
AUGCCCGCAGUACGGGACGCGAGGCGCAGCGACAUCCGCGCCAUGGCGGAGUGCGCAGCCGCAGCGUUCAUGGAUGAGGAACUUUGGGGCACAGUCAUGCAUCCGCACCGCAAGCAGUUCCCAGAGGAUUUCGUCUCGGGGUUCGAAAGGAGGAUCCUUGGCGACUGGUGUCGUCCUCGCUGUCGAUUCCUUGUCGGCCUGGACCACAAUUCUGACGAGGUGAUAGGCUUCGCGGAGUGGGAGCGCCAGGGCGUCAUUGACGACGAUGAUGGUGAUGAGCCUGCGCCAUCAUCAUGGAGCCGGUACCUCGACAUUGGUCAUGCCCUCCUGAGCACAGUCGCCGGAUACUACGUUCAAGGAGCCAGCUACCUGCGACCGAACCGAGCAGCAGAUCCGACAAAGGCUCGCAUUCUCGAAGAGAGCUACCCUCUCUUUGCGCACCACUGGAACGGCCAACGGUCCCAAAACUGGUCUUUGCUGAUGUUGGCGGUGCAUCCGCGUUCCCAAGGCCUCGGGGUGGGAAGGAAGCUCGUCCAGUGGGGUGUAGACGCGGCCGACGAGGAGAACGUCCACGCAUCGGUCGUGAGCGCCGAUGGCAAGGAAGGCUUCUACGCAAAGUUUGGAUUCACCGAGGUGGGCCGGGCGAAUGUCGGUGCUCUCCGGGACAACGGCAUCAGGGGCGGCGCAAUCAUGUUUCGAGAGCGGCGAACGUGUCUCAUCAAUGUGGAUGUCAGGCCGUUGUCGCCUUGA